Molecule: messenger RNA, 779 nt
Organism: Emys orbicularis (European pond turtle)
Lineage: Eukaryota; Metazoa; Chordata; Testudines; Emydidae
Gene: DCTN3
Product: dynactin subunit 3
Exons: 7
Coding region: 124-462 (112 amino acids)
Biological process (GO): cytoskeleton-dependent cytokinesis
Cellular component (GO): dynactin complex
Source: RefSeq, a predicted model, not a curated record
GAUGGCUUGGUGAAAGUUCAGGUGGCUUUGGGGAACAUUGCAAGCAAAAGAGAGAGGAUUAAAAUUUUGUAUAAGAAAAUUGAAGAUUUAAUAAAAUAUCUGGCUCCUCAGUACAUUGAUCGAAUGGCUGUUCCCGAUGCCAUGAAACUGCAGUUCAUUUUAGCAGAGGAGCAGUUUAUUCUUUCCCAAGUCGCCCUUCUGGACCAGGUGAACAACCUCCAGCCGUUCUUGGACAGUGCACACAUCAAAGCUGCUCCUGACCAUGCUGCCAAACUGCAGCGACUUGCUCAAAUCCACAUCCAGCAGCAGGCAGUCACAGAGUUUAUUACAAGCAACAAGUCCAAGGUGCCACCGCUGAGUCAGUCGAAAUGUCAGACGUAUGAACUUGGCAGAACAGAGGGGUAUUGCUGGAGACCAUCGUUCUUUUCUUUUGCAAACCUUCCAGCUACUGUUUCACAGUGAGGACAAAGAGGUGUUCUUACACCUGGAAAAGACUAUAAAAGGCUGAUGCCUCAUCUCCAUCUUGUCUUCAAUCCUGCUUCUUACCUCUGGAGGGACUUUGCUACAAACUGAAGCUCUGAACAAAGGACUGAGGACCCAUCCCAGCUGUGGAUAUACUCCAGAGACUUGAUUUGAACCUGCAGUUUAUUCUAUCACUGCUACAAGCCUGAACCAAGAACUUUGCCAUUACUGUAUGUAAUUGAUUCCAUUUAACCAAUUCUAGCUCUCAUCUCUAUCUUUUUCCUUUUAUGAAUAAACCUUUAGAUUUUAGAUUCUGA